This is a messenger RNA of Schizophyllum commune H4-8, 1390 nucleotides long. Its product is annotated as Isochorismatase hydrolase. Lineage: Eukaryota; Fungi; Basidiomycota; Agaricomycetes; Agaricales; Schizophyllaceae. The transcript is spliced from 8 exons. The record is from RefSeq and is a predicted model, not a curated record. The coding region runs from base 423 to 1322 and encodes 299 amino acids.
CCAUGAUCAUCUCUUUCUCUCUCUCUCUCUCAUGUAGUCAUUCUUCGCAUUGACCGUCCUCAAACCCGGAUUUUGGCUUCAUUCGAGUACUCUAUGUCUGGAUCCUCGUGAGCGAUAAGGCCUCCCAGAAGAUUUUGAGCUCUUUUUCAUGGUUGAGAAACCCCUUGCCGAGCCUCGAUGGAUGGGCUGCUCCCGAGUGACACCUGGACCGAUCCCUGGCGCGCCGCGUACCGGUCAGGUCGGAUAGCAGCCCGCCGCUGAUAGCGGCAUUCGGUUUCCCGCGCUGGGCCUCGUGUGAUAGCGGCGGCUUCAAGUGUAUAUAAAGCGGGCGGCGGUUUGUUCAGGUUGUUGGCGACUUUGUCGACGACGGUCGCCUUCGACACCCGACUUCCUGACGAACGGUAUCGUCUGAUAUAGCCAGCAUGUUCGCAUCCCAGUUGCUUCUCGCGUCUGUCGUGGCGGCGGCCUCGUUCUUUGACGCUCGUGAUGUUGUUGAGGCGGUGGUGCCAGUGGUUGGCGCGGAGACCAACGGGACGGAGGCGAAGUUUGGGGAUGAGUACUACAACUACUGGCUCUACGACGCCGACACGACCUCCUUCGACCUCACGCGCGGUAAUUCAACUAAUGCGAAGACGCUCAAGGCCGGGAAGAAGACGAUCACCGUGAACCCGGAGAAGAGCGCGCUUAUCGUUGUGGACAUGCAGAACUUCUUCCUCAACCCCGCCUACACCGACUUCCCCGCCGGCCUGGCUGCCGUCCAGCCGACGAUUGACUCCGUCAAGGCCUUUCGCGCUGCGGGUGCGAAGGUCAUUUGGUGUCAGUGGGGCCUAACGGAGUACGAUUUGAAAUUCAUCCCGCCGUCGUACAAGUUCAGCUUCGCUACGGACAAGGACCCCGAGCAGAGCUUCGGGUCCGAGAUGGGCGAGUACAAUGGCACGGACUGGGGCCGGAAGUUGGUCCCGAAGGAGUAUAACGCGCUGCCCUACGAUCCACUUUGGGAGUUGGCACAGGAGGGAAUCGAAGCUGGGACGGAUCUGUACUUCAAUAAGAACCGCCAAAGCUGCCUCUGGGGCGCGCAGACGCCUACCGGGCAGUACCUCGAGGAGAACAUGAUCUCAACCCUGUUCAUCUCGGGCGUGAACAUCGACCAAUGUGUAUAUGGGACGUUCAACGAUGCGUACUACAAGGGAUGGGAUCCCAUCAUCGUCCAGGACGCCUCGGCGACUUCCAGCCCGCAGUACGCCUACGACAUGGUGAUGUACAAUGUUGACAAGCACGGCUUCGCCGUAAACUCGACGGACAUCGUCAAGGGGAUGGCUUAAUGAGAACCUCACGAUGUAGAGUAGAUGAAUGGCAUGCCUCUCACGCAAUCGACCGUCGUGCGAACGUC